AUGUCAAAAAAGAAAAAGUUGAAGGGGAAAAUGGUGGCGGCAUUGGCAACCUAUGCAUUUUUCUUUUUCGCCUUAUUUGGACGUCAAAAUCUCAUCCCAGAGAUGCAAGCUGGGAAGGAAAUCGAUCUCAUGAUACCUGUUUUCACAAUUGUGCAGUUCAUGUUCUUUGUUGGAUGGUUUAAGGUGGGACAAGAUUUGAUGCGUCCUUUUGGCUUGGACGAUGACGACAUUGAACUGAACUAUAUUUUGGAUCGAAAUAUCGCUACAUCAUUUUCGAUCGUCAAUCGUUUGCAAACAAUGGAUUGUCCAGAACUUGAAGACGACGCAUUUUGGAAGCGUAAAGAGGAACGGAUAGAUCCACUGCCGCAUACCAUAUAUAGCCGACAACUAACUGAACAUCGACCAAAACUGCAUUCAUAUGUCAGAAUUGGAGCGGAAGAUACAAAUUCCUUAGCCUCAUGUAUGGGAAUGGACAAGGAGAAGAAGCACAUCAACUGGUGA
Molecule: messenger RNA, 501 nt
Organism: Strongylus vulgaris
Lineage: Eukaryota; Metazoa; Nematoda; Chromadorea; Rhabditida; Strongylidae
Source: the annotation of a GenBank genome assembly